Ostertagia ostertagi is the source of this 447-nucleotide messenger RNA. Lineage: Eukaryota; Metazoa; Nematoda; Chromadorea; Rhabditida; Trichostrongylidae. The record is from the annotation of a GenBank genome assembly.
AUGAAUGCCGGUUUUGAAGACUGCUCCGUUUUAUAUGAAUUGAUGGAGACAAUGGGUGAAGACUGGACGGCGAUCCUGAAACAAUAUGAAAGUCUGCGCAAACCCAAUGGCGAUGCCGUAGCCCAGCUGGCACUUCAGAACUUUAUAGAAAUGCGGGACAAAGUGGCUGACCCAACCUUCCUGGAGCGGAAAAAGAUAGAAAAAGAGCUGGGCCGCAAGUAUCCCGAACAGUUUACCUCGGUCUACGAAAUGGUUUCAUUCUCCCAUACACCUUAUGAAGAAGCAAUGCGCUGUAUUAAAGCGCAGGACGCAUUGCUGGAGCGUAUUAUGUCUGCCGGUGAUUUUGCUGCAAACAGUACGGACGCUACCUUUACAGCACAACUGGAUGAGUGGAUGAGCGACUACCAUCAUUCUGUACAACAACCGGUGCGGGGAGGUAACAACUGA